UUUGUUAUUAAAAGGACAUUACGUUUCAACAUGGCGUCUUAUUGUGUCUGAGCCACUGCGAAGCUAGUUGAAUUCAAUGUAAAAUAAGCAAAAAAAAUUAUUAGAAAUUGUGUUCUAAUGGAUUUAAAUAGCGCGUUUUGCUAUCACGCAGCUUAAGAUACAAUAUCAUGCCUUAUUGGAGGAACAAAGUCUCUAUUUGGAUUAAACUGUUACUUCAUUGUAGAUAGCAUGCUAGCCUUUGAGCUAGGUUAGCCAAUGGUAGCGUUGAAUGAGCUAAUCUUGCUCUAAUACUUUAAAUUAAAGGCAGUUUCUUCUCAGUUUGAAACAAUGUUGGGGUUUUUGACAGCAAGACAGGCAGGUCUGGAUGACCCUCUGCGACUAAGACGUGCAGAGUCAACGAGAAGGGUCCUUUGUCUGAAGUUGAAUCCUGACAGAGAUUUGGACAGGAUCCAUGGAAAUGGCAUCAACACCAUUGACAUUGAUGCAAUAGAGGGCAGAUAUAUGUUGUCUGGAGGUGCAGACGGUGUGAUCGUCAUCUAUGACCUGGAGAACUACAGUGGGAAACCGCAGUACACCUGUAAGGCAGUGUGCACAGUGGGCAGGUCUAGCCGGUAUGUCCACAAAUUCAGUGUAGAGACAGUCCAGUGGUAUCCUUACGACACAGGCAUGUUUGUCUCAAGUUCCUUUGACAAGACCAUGAAAGUAUGGGACACUGAGACACUGAAGCCCGCUGAAGUUUUUGAGUUUGAGUGCAAUGUCUACAGCCAUCACCUGUCCCCCAUCGCCAGGAAGCAUGGUCUCAUUGCAGUUGGCACCAAAAACCCUAAAAUCCAGCUAUGUGACCUGAAGUCUGGUUCACGGAUUCACGUUCUUCAGGGUCACAGAGCAGAGGUCUUGUCUGUGCGAUGGUCGCCCAGAUAUGAGUACAUCUUAGCCACUGCCAGUGCAGACAGCAAGGUGAAAGUAUGGGAUGUGCGACGGGCGUCGGGUAGUCUCUUCACUCUGGACCAGCACAAUGGCGACAAGUCAAAAGCCUCCUCUGAAGCAGUAAAUACAGCCCAUAAUGGCAGAGUGAAUGGCUUGUGCUUCACUGGCGAUGGCCUCUACCUCCUCACUACUGGAACUGAUGACCGUAUGCGACUAUGGAAUAGUGCCACGGGGGAAAACACACUGGUGAAUUAUGGGAAGGUCUGCAACGAGAGUCGUAAAAGGCUACAGUUCACAGUGUCACGUGGCUGCAGCCCAGAGUUUGUGUUUGUGCCAUGCGGCAGCUCAGUAGCUGUGUAUGCCCUCCAUACGGGAGAGCUGGUCACUAUGCUCAGGGGUCACUACAACAACGUCGACUGCUGCGAGUUUCACCCAGACUACCAGGAACUGUAUAGCGGCGGUAAAGACUGUAACAUCCUGGCAUGGGUUCCUGUCCUUCGUGCCUCAGAUGAGGAAGAAGAGUCUAAUCGUGAAAAUAAGGGUGCUACUAGCCAGUCCUCAGUGAACCCUGCUUUUCAGGAUGCAUGGAGCAGUGAUGAAGACUAAAGCCGGUUAUUUGCAUGUGUGGGCAAAGUGGACAUACGGGUGUCUUGACCAAAUGCAAAUGAACACACAUCCUUCAAAAUUAACUGACAAGUUCAGUAACUGCAUUCAAGAUAAUUUCAGGUUUAGGGAAAUUUCUCCUGGGUUAUCAUUGCAGUCAAAGACAAAGGCCUUAGAAUUCAACUGAGUUGUGUAAAUAAUUGUGUCUUACUUUACAAACAUGUACAGUGUCAUAUAUAAUGUUUGUACGUUUUAUAUAGCAUUUUGUUGUUUCACUUCUUUUUUUUUUUUUAGAAUUGAAAGUCUGUGUCUCUUGGUAUGGAGAAGAAGUUUCAUGUUUCUAAUUUCUGUUAACCUGUUUAAAAAAAACAGUUCUGUACAAUAAUUCAUUGUAGUCCUGCGUGACAUCUGCUGUUAUUUGUACGAAUUAUAAUUUGUUGACUGUUUACAGAUUGUGAGGUUUUGACACAAGUAGAAUACAUCUUUUGUGUCAUAUCACAUCAUUCACACACCUGUUAGGAUGCUGACACCAGAUUAUGUUCAGACAUGAAUAUUUAUAUAAGAUUUUGAUUAAAGGGGCAUUGUAGGGUUGUAGGGAGGGGGAGAGAGAGCUUUAAGUGUUCGAAGAAGUGCUGUGUCAGUCUUUCAGUAUGUGUGUUUCUGCACCUAGUUGAGAAGAAACUACCCAUAAUCCUCACAUGGGAGUACCUCGCAUUCAAAAACGCACAUUGUCUUGUUGUCAUUCCUGGGAAAAUUUGCAUUUGUUUAUAAGUUCCGUUGUCAGCUCUAGCUUACAGCUUGCUGAAACUAGUGAUACUGAAACCCCUCCCUCCCCCCCCCCCCCCCCCCCCUCCCAGUUUUACAUUUUUGCUUUGUUACCAUGUUACCAACACUCAGAACCCAAAUGAGGUUUCAAAAAACACAAAUAAUAAUAAAAAUGUGAAACAGUGAUCAUAUUUCUUUUUUUCAAAUGUUUUGUGUCUUUGACACAGGAUGAAUCACUGUAAGACUAUUAGCUCUCAGUUGAAGAACCAAACCAGUGUCCCAAGGUCCCUAAAGAUUAUAUAUUUUUUGUCUUGUACACACAAGGUAAAUAAUAUAUCUUCUGGGACUUCAGGGGCUUCAUAUAAUUGUGAAAUAUACCAUUAGUUUUUGAAUGUGAUUCCUGUGAUUGAGCUACUGUCAAAUCAAAUCUGUUUGAAAUAGAGAAAAUACUAUUUAGAGCAUGAAACAUUUAGAGAGGUUGUAUAUCAAGGAUACUGUUUCUGUCUAUAUCAUCAUAAUUUACUUGAAGUCACUUCUUUUUUUUCCCCAAAUCCCGCCAAGUGUCUUGAAUUGUACAGUUUUUUAAAUUUGUUUGUUGCUAUUAUCAUAAUAAAUGUAAUACGAAACUGGGAA
Thunnus maccoyii (southern bluefin tuna) is the source of this 2928-nucleotide messenger RNA. It is a transcript of the gene ercc8, whose product is annotated as excision repair cross-complementation group 8. Gene Ontology annotation, cellular component: Cul4A-RING E3 ubiquitin ligase complex; nucleotide-excision repair complex. Gene Ontology annotation, biological process: transcription-coupled nucleotide-excision repair; proteasome-mediated ubiquitin-dependent protein catabolic process; protein polyubiquitination. Lineage: Eukaryota; Metazoa; Chordata; Actinopteri; Scombriformes; Scombridae. The transcript has 12 exons. Bases 328 to 1533 code for a protein of 401 amino acids. Gene Ontology annotation, molecular function: protein binding. The record is from RefSeq and is a predicted model, not a curated record.